AUGACGAUAAUGAAUCCCAAAACCUUAGUUAUAAAUCUCCUCCUCCUACUCUUGCUGCAAAUUUCCAACUUCUCCACCACUGUCUUAUCUCUGAGGGCAUAUCAUAAGAAAGAUUAUAAAGAGGAGUAUACGGUAAGACCAAACACUGUCACACAUGUCGUCAUCUCCAACGAACUGUAUGAUCUAAAGAAAGGAAACGCUGGCUUCGUAUGCUCUCAUGGUCCCAAGAUUUGGCGGCAGAGCAAGCCAGGAGAACGGUACGCUAUGAUUCGGUUCAAGAACGACGCGUGGUUUCUUGUAUUGCACGUCACUGUGAUCUCCUACGCGGAUAGGGGACAUUUCGUCACAACGGAGCUGAAGAUAGUUAAUGGAAUGCAUGGCUUGAAACGGCCAGAGAUCGUUUACCACUGUCAAGCUAUUAACAGUGGCCUUGAUUAUGGAUGGCGACGAGCCAAAAGGCCAUCAUUUGGCUCCUCCCAGGACGUACUCUUGGAAGGCGGCCAAAAACUGGAGGAGGAGAUUCAUCGCUGUCAAUUUCGGUCAGUGCUAGGUACAGCAAAUGUCGAUAUCCGUAUGACCGCCAUUGAUUCCGAGAUGUGUAAUAAUCAAAAGGCAUGUGCGGUUCAUGUGGUUACACCGGAAGGGAUAUUGUUCGAUGGUAAAGAAUGGGAUUUUGAGGAGAGGUAUCCAAGGCUUAUACCACGAAAAUACAUCGAAGCUAAGUGGAAAGCCUGGCCACGACGCAGCCGUGGUGGGGGAUCUGGAAAACAACGUCGCUCAGGGGGAGACGUGGGUUUCACGUUACUGAUGAAGAACGAAAUGUAUGGCUUGGAACGUUCAUCGGUUCUCUACCGGUGCAAGUCGUCUGGCAAAUCCCUCCGGUGGCACAUAUCGACUCCCCACGCGGAAUUUGCAUGGGAUUUUGAAGUCCCACCAUUUGGAACUGGCGUGGUGAUCCACCGUUGCGAAUUCCGGUCGAGCCAAGGGACAGCGGAAAUUGAGAUCAAGACGUUGUCGAUGACAUCGAUGUUGUGCGGAGGUCAUACGUGUUCAUACGUCAUUAGGCCGGAUGGUGUAUACUUUGUUGGCUUUGAGACCUAUUACCCGCACAAUAUUUUGUUAAGAUUUCUCGAGUUGGUGAGGCCGGUUGACAAGCUUGUCGAGCCAUGGAAGGCGUGGUCCCCGACGCAGAUAAAAGCUUUACGGGAACGCAACAUCACCAGAUCACUAGGCAACACCCCCAGGUCAGAAAAUGAAAAAGAUGUUGAGCACGAGAAAGACGACGAUUAG
Camelina sativa (false flax) is the source of this 1290-nucleotide messenger RNA. The record is from RefSeq and is a predicted model, not a curated record. Lineage: Eukaryota; Viridiplantae; Streptophyta; Magnoliopsida; Brassicales; Brassicaceae.